GGUUAAUUGAAUUUUUGGCAAAGAUUCAGUAUUCAAUCGAGCAUAGAACACGACGGAAACUUCUGGAAGAGUAAUAAUUUCUCAAAUCAUGGAGCUAAGAAAAGGAGUCCUUCUUCAUUUGUGUCUGUUGCUUCUAGUGGUUGAAAGUCUUGCUUUACUUAACCGCGAAGCUGAAUCUAUUAACAAAUGUGUACAAAAUUAUGGAGGACUCACCCCGGAGACUGGCGAGAGACUGUCGCGUUUCAAGGAAUGGUCCGAGGGCUACGAGGAGAUUCCGUGCUUCACCCAGUGCUACCUCAAUGAAAUGUUUGAGUUUUACGACGUGUAUACUGGCUUCAACCGGACAGGUGUUAUCAAGGCCUUUGGAGAGCCAGUCUACAAUGCAUGUGCCCAAAAAUUGCAGUUGCCUUGGGGUUCUCGCUCCAGUAAUUGCACUCAUGCCUAUGUGGGAUUUCAUUGCUUAACAAAAAUGGAGAACCACCCGUUUAUGCUGAUAGAGGGCAUGCCGAACCUCGCCCCAAUAGCCAAGGAGGCGAUGAAGGACUGCCUCCAGGCGGUGGAUCUGCAAGAAUGGGAUCGCUUCCAGGCCUUUGCCGGUUUUCCAGUUUCUGAGCCCAUUCCCUGCUUCACCCGAUGCUUCCUUGACAAAUUGGGACUGUUUGACCAGAAAACGCGACGCUGGCGGGUACCGGCCAUGCAACAGCUACUGGGUGUUCCCGCCCAGGGGGGCGCCUACGGCAUGUGCCACCGACACAGGGGCCGCAACAUCUGCCAAACUUACUACAAGCAGUUCACCUGUUACGCCAUGGCAAAAUCAAACCAAAAUGUAUCCUAGGGAACACGCAACUUGAUGGAUCCGACGAGACAAAUUUCAAGAAUAAAGACAAGAUAUAUGGUUACAAAAU
Messenger RNA from Drosophila bipectinata, 905 nucleotides. RefSeq names its product Odorant-binding protein 83cd (gene Obp83cd). Gene Ontology annotation, biological process: sensory perception of smell. The record is from RefSeq and is a predicted model, not a curated record. NCBI's taxonomy places the organism in Eukaryota, Metazoa, Arthropoda, Insecta, Diptera, Drosophilidae. Gene Ontology annotation, molecular function: odorant binding.